This is a messenger RNA of Pygocentrus nattereri (red-bellied piranha), 4053 nucleotides long. It is a transcript of the gene mylkb, whose product is annotated as myosin light chain kinase b. The record is from RefSeq and is a predicted model, not a curated record. Gene Ontology annotation, molecular function: protein binding; protein kinase activity; ATP binding. The coding region runs from base 284 to 3292 and encodes 1002 amino acids. Gene Ontology annotation, biological process: protein phosphorylation. Lineage: Eukaryota; Metazoa; Chordata; Actinopteri; Characiformes; Serrasalmidae. The transcript has 17 exons.
UCUCAGUCUCUCCCUUUCUUUCUCUCUCUUUCUCUCCUCCCUCGCUCUAGUCCAGGGCGUCUGUGCCAGGAGUGGCUAGAGCAGAGAGGCUGGGAGCCGCAGAAGGAGCAGGACCUCCUCAUAGUGACUUAAUAACCAGGACCCCCUCCCUAAAGACGCCUCACCACAGGGGAGGAAGAGAAUACGCAAGAAGAGGUCCGUGGAGAUCCUGGGAACUCUCAAGUCGGGGGUCUAAGACAGCGGCAGUUUUUAGAAGUUAUUCUUGCAUCACUGAGGAGGACAGAUGGACUUCAGGGCGGCCCUCAAACCCCGGCCGGGGCCUAAGCUGGGGUCAGAGAUCAAGACAAACACCCCGACCAAGGUGGACUUCAGGUCGGUGUUGGGAAAGAAGGAGGGCAGCUCGCCCAAACCUGCUCCACCUGAGCCGGCUCCCAGCAGCGCACCUGCAGACUUCAGGUCCAUUCUCAACAAGAAGAAGACCCCGGAACCCGAGAAGUCUGGUGCUAAAGAGCCGGCUCCUACACCAGCAGUCACCAAACAGGACAAACAGAGCGGAAUCAACGGCAUGAACGGGACAGUGGACAACAAAAAGACCAGCCUGGUAGAAAAAGUAGGGACAGAGAAAAAGACUGCAGGAGGGACUGCAGAAAAGAAAAGCAUCCCAGCAGAGAAGCUGAGCCCUGAGAAGAAGACGGAUGGUGGGAUUGUGGAAUCAAAGAACAAAACUGUGGAUGGAGGCAUCAAUCAGAAGAAGGGUACCAACGUGGAUGGGAGUUCAGCAGAAAAGAAGAGCGUGCCCAUUUCUGUGGAUGGAGGAGAUGGAGGAAAGAAGGGCUCUGGCAAAGCGCCCUCGUUCACACAGACUCUGAACGAUGUCACAGUUGUGGAUGGAGAAAGGUUGAGGUUAGAGUGCACGGUGACCUCUGACUCACCGGCUGUCAUCACCUGGUCCCUGGAUGGGAAAGUUGUGAAGCCGUCAAAAUUCAUUGUAUUAUCUCAGGAAGGAGGCAAAUGUUCACUGACCAUAGACAAGGCUCUUCCAGAAGACGAAGGGCGCUAUACAUGCAAAGCAGAGAAUGCAGAGGGAAAGGCCGAAUGUUCCUGUAUGGUCCAAGUGGAUGAUCCCUCAGAUCCUUCAGCAGAAAAGAAAAACAGGAAAAGCUCAUCAUCAGCACCUACAACAGAGAAUGAAGCCAGAAUAAAGAAGAAGCCAGCGCCAAAGUCUCCCACCAAACAGGGUUCUCCACCCCAGAUUCUGCAGUUCCCAGGAGACCUGAAGAUCAGAGCAGGAGAGAAGGUGGAGCUGUUGUGUAACUUUGGAGGCACUGCACCCAUUACAUGCACCUGGCUCAAGUUCAAAAAACUGAUCCAGGCAGGAAGUGGAGGUGUUACCAUAGAAACCAAGGAGAACAGCAGCCAGCUGACGAUUGCAGCCAGCGACCAGGAUCACUGUGGCUGCUACACGCUGGAGCUGCAGAACAAAUACGGCACCAAGCAGGCCUCGCUCAACCUCACCGUUGUAGACAAGCCCGAUCCACCAGCCGGGGUCCCAGCUGCCUCAGACAUCCGCAAGUCCUCGCUCACCCUCUCCUGGUAUGGACCUACUUACGAUGGGGGCAGCAUCGUCCAGUCAUAUAAUCUUGAGAUCUGGAACUCUGUGGAUGACAAGUGGAGCACACUCACUUCCUGUAACAGCACCUCCUACCACAUCCAGGAGCUGCUCUCAGAUCGGCAGUACAAGUUCCGCGUGCGAGCGGUUAACAUGUACGGCAUCGGCGAACCCAGUGCCGAGUCAGAACCGGUCACAGUGGGAGUACAAGUGGAGCCAGAAAAAAAAGAAGAGGAAGCUGAGGCAACAGUGUCCGAUGAUGAUUCAGACAAAGAGCCCGAGUACAGGGAUGUGGUUAUAAAGAAAGACUGCAGUGUAAAGGACUUCUAUGACGUGGAGGAUCGCUUGGGCACGGGUAAAUUUGGCCAGGUCUUCAAAGUGGUCGAGAAGUCAACCAAAAAGGUGUGGGCAGGGAAGUUCAUCAAAGCUUUCUCGCAGAAGGAGAAGGAGAACGUGCGGCAGGAGAUCAGCAUCAUGAACAGCCUCCACCACCCUAAGCUCGUGCAGUGCAUGGACGCCUUCGAGGGCAAGUCCGACAUGGUCAUGGUGAUGGAAAUGAUCUCGGGCGGGGAGCUGUUUGAGCGAAUCGUUGACGAGGAUUUCGAGCUGACAGAGCGCGAGGUCAUUAAGUAUAUGCUCCAGAUCAUCGAUGGGGUCCAGUUCAUCCACAAGCAGGGCAUCGUGCACCUGGACCUCAAGCCAGAGAACAUCAUGUGCGUCAACAAGACGGGCAGCAAGAUCAAACUCAUCGACUUUGGCCUUGCAAGAAGGCUAGAGGACUCCGGUGCACUCAAGGUUCUCUUUGGAACACCUGAGUUUGUGGCCCCUGAGGUGAUCAACUAUGAGGCAAUCAGCUAUCCAACAGAUAUGUGGAGCAUUGGAGUUAUCUGCUACAUCCUUGUUAGUGGCCUCUCUCCAUUCAUGGGGGACAACGAUAAUGAAACCCUUGCCAACGUUACCUCUGCAACUUGGGACUUUGAGGACGAGGCUUUUGAUGAGAUCUCGGACCAGGCCAAAGAUUUCAUCAGCAGCCUCCUGAAGAAACACAUGAAGGCCAGGUUGAGCUGUGCCCAGUGCCUGGAGCACACCUGGCUAAAGCAGGACACCAAGAACAUGGAGGCCAAGCAGCUGUCCAAGGAGCGCAUGAAGAAGUACAUACUGAGACGCCGAUGGCAGAAAACAGGCAAUGCAGUACGAGCCAUUUCCAGAUUCAGCUCUAUGGGAAUGCUGGCAGGGAUUGGCCCAAAGAAAAGCUCCCCAACAGAAGAUAAUAAACCAGAAGAACCCCCUGCGCCAUUCCUAGAGAGUGCAGAAGAUGAGAACCACACCCCUGCGCCUCCCACCUUCUCCUUGGUCAUCCAGGAUGUGGAGGUGGUGGAGGGCAGUGCCGCCCGCUUCGAUUGCAAGAUUGAGGGCUACCCAGAUCCUGAGGUGGUGUGGUACAAGGACGACCAGCCAAUCAAAGAGACGCGCCACUUCCAGAUCGACUACGAGGAGGACGGCCACUGCAGCCUGGUCAUUUCUGAGGUGUGUCCCGACGACGAUGCCAAAUAUACCUGCAAGGCGGUUAACAGCUUGGGCGAGGCCUCCUGCACGGCCGAACUGAUGGUGGAGUUCAUGCAGGAGGAGGAAGGAGAGGGGGAGGAGGAAGAAGAAGAAGAGGAAGAAGAAGAAGAGGAGUAAAAGGACAUAUGAGGAUACAUGAGGACAGGUGGAAGAACGAACGGACGAUUGGAUACCGUGGGAGCUCUGAAUCUUCUUAAAGCUUACACUCCUUUUCCUGCUGCUUUUGCUAGACACAGGCUGUGAGUCUUUCACUGAUGCAUAUAUUUAUUCACUUCUGUCUUUAGAGCGCAAUGGUAUAAGUGUGAAAACUGUAUGAAAUGGAUGUUCAAAGACAUUCCAGCGUGUGCUCGGUUUCUGAGGAUCAUCAACAGCUGAACUCUUUUGGGGCAGUUCAGUAGAAUGUGAGAACGCCUGUAGAACAACACUUUGGUGCCUUCGUUUGGACUUUCAGUUUCUUGUGUUUGUUUUCCGGUGCAUCAUCACUUGUUUUCUGAGUCGGGACACGCCGCUUUGACUUCUUCGGGGCCGGUCGGCCUUUUUUUGUGCACGUUUCACCGUUUCCGCUCUGCACUGUAGCGCACUCAAGUGGUGAAAACACUUAAUGCAUUUAAACCUUUACGUAGCCUAGCAUGAUGUUAGAUGUAUGCCUUUCAGCCUGUGGCCCUGAGGCAACAGACACACCGUUGGAGACCUAACUGUAUAAAAAAAUCAGUAAUCGAGUUUUUUUAUCUGAUAAUUUGAUUUGCACGUUCGCUGACACAAUGUUUACGACUUUUUUUUCAAAGAAAAACUGGUAAAACUUUCUAUGAAUGUCACGUUUGUAAGCAUCUAUAAACACAUUCAUUACAUGUUAUAAUGCAUUCAUAAGGCAUCAUAAA